UAGCAGGGCGGGCGUGUGCUGCCGCCCACCGAAACAGCAAAAUUCAGUCUCGACGUCCACUCCGCGCGGUCCGCCCGUCGUCUCCCGCGGCGACAAAACGAAAAUAACUCAAAUUAAUAUUACUCACUAAUAAUUAUAACCAUAAGUGAUAAAUAAAACACGCCAUUUCUGUCGCCAUUUUGUGUUUAUCAUUUUUAGCGGGAGCGACGUAACGCGACGAAAAUUUAAAAAUUAGUGCGUUUCGGAUACACGGUGUGGAAUUUUGUGCACCGAAUUAAAGGAUUACUAAAGGAUUCUUAUCAACAAGAUCCCAUAACGAAACGCACAUCGAAAGACAAAGCGAUCCGUAUAGGCGAAAGACCGCGGACGUUCGAGACAGCACCCGAAACGACGAGCCGGUGGCGUCCAACAUGGCGUCCACUGACAUAUCGACCUCCAGCCAACAAAGCACAGCCCCAGAAGACCACAAGCGGACCUUCGACGAUGCGUUCCUCAACAGACUGAAAGCUCUCGUCGAAAGGUUGCGUCUUGACAACGCCAACUUGAAGAAAGCUCUAGACUCCGAGCGGGGCGAAGUCCGAGCUUUGAAAGCCCGACACGAAAGCACAAUCAGAAAUCUAAAGACUGAAUACAAAAAGAAAGAAGAGUUCUUAGAAAAACAGUUAAGAACGUAUUCUAUAAAACCGGAGAAGUUAGAAGAUAGUCAAUCGAGUUGCAACAAAAUUAUUGAAUUAAAACGAUUAACGACAGAGAUUCAGUCUUUGAAAGCGGCGAAUAGGGGCCUUCAAGAGAAACUCAAGGUGGCGCAGGCGGCGGAGUGCGCGCGUGCGGCGGAACUCCGGGCGCAGUGCGCACGACAUGCGGCGACGGAGCUGACAGCGCGUAGGGACGCGCGCGCGCAGUGCCAUAAACUGCUGGAGGAAAUCAAAUCGAAAGAGCGAGUGAUAGCACAGCUGCGUCGGGAGGCGGCGCGGGCGACAACCUCGCACAACGAACAGGCGCAAAGAAUGGAGUGUGGCUCCACCGAUCUUGGUAGGAAGCCACGAGGUGACCGUGAGGUGAAAGAAAAAAGCAACCGGGAAGAUUUAAAAACUGAUAUACAACAUAGAAAAGAAACAUUUUAUAGGGAGGCGCCUUCGGACGAGGACUCUGCGGUAUCUUCCGCGCCCGCCUCCCUUUCCCCGCAGCCGCACGCCGACAUGUGGACUUGUGGCGAGUGCCGGGCUGCGGCGACGCGCGCGGCGGCUGCGGCGGCGGAGAACGCGCGGCUUGCGGACGCGCUGCGCGACGCGCGCGAUCAGCUCGAGCUAAUGGAGUUUCGUCUGCUUGAGCUAGAAGACGCACACCCGGAGAAGGGUGCUAGGGACAACCUAACCGACUCGGAUUCGGGCUGCGUGUCCCCCGGCUCCCGGAUUAAGGACUCCGCAUCGCCGGAACUCAAGCGAAUGGAUUCCGGAUACAAGUCCCCUCAGGUGCCGAGCAGCCCCUGCAACCCAAGACGGCACCUUGCUACUCCACACGAUGACUUCAAAGAGGAUUUCGCUAAAGCACAAGUCCUGGCGGAAAUUCUGGAUAGAAACUCCGAGACCAGUGACUCGCUGAGGAGCAACCCCGUGAAAGACCAUUUGGAGCAGAUGAUACUGAAUGCCGCCUCACCGGAGGACAGGGGCUGCUUGGAGCAGGUGCUAAUGUUGUUGUACAACUACCAAGCGCUUAGCAGUUCUGUCAGCGAAGAUGAAUGUUAUCAGGUGAAACCAAAAAGAAUUUGCGAUCUAAAAACGAAACAUGAAACAGACAGUCCAUUGCACAAAACUCAUAAAGCGAUCGCAACAGUAACACCGUACCAGCAGAAAGGCAAGAGUGAAUCACUCGAAAGCCUCUGUUUAGAUGAAAGGAAACCGAUCAAUUUAUUGCAAGAAAGUGGAAUAUUCGAAGGCGUUGAGACUGAAUGCAAAAGCACUCAGACAGACGUCAUCGAAAAUUUCGAAUGCAGUGGCGAAUUGAACACUGAAAUACAACGACUGAAUAGUAUUAGAGAAAAGUUAGAGAGACAAGGAGUUAGGAAUAGGACGUUAAGUGCUAAAGAGGAAGGGGAAGGACUAGAGUGCAGGUGUGUGAAGUUGGGGAAGAAACACAAACAGUAUUACGAGAGAAGAUUGAAGUUUCUUGAAGGAAAGAUAUCUAUAUACGAAGCAGCGCAGGACGUUAAAGAAGCUAAGCUAGCUCAGAGGCUACAGAAAGAGUUUCUACUCGAAAAUAGAAUACAGGAGUUGGAGAGUGAGCUGGGCGAGUUGCAGGACAAGUACGAGAGGUUGGAGGAGGAGUGUUGCGAGUUGGAGGAGAUUGAGAAUGACACGCGAUUACACUGGCAGCAACUAGAGAUGGACUACGAGCUGUGUACGGCGCAGCUGCGGGACAUGACUGAGCAGCGCGAGUGCUCGCGGGCGCAGGCAGAGCGGCUGAUGGCUGAGCUCAGUCAGCGCGAGUGCGCACUAAAGGCUAGAGAGAGCGAGCUGACAUGUCGGCUGCAGGGUCUGGAGAAGGCGGUGCCGGCGCUGAUCGUGUGGAAUGUGAUGCAGGCGCUCGACGCUCAGCUCUCUCCGGGGGGAAAGCGUAUCCUGAUGUCUCGUAUGGGUCCAUUAAAUCAGGACUCGAAGAACGCCAUCGCGACCUUCAGGAGGAGUGCGACCGCCAGCUCUGGACCUCUCGUACCCUAUCACAAUCCGUUCACCACCACUCUGGAGACACAAAUCAAUCUAUUAAUAGCAGAAAAGAGUGAGAUAGAGAAGAAGGCGAAAUCAGUAAAGGAGUCAUUCGAGAAGAAAGUGAGAAAUUUAGAAGAACAGUUGGAGACGGCGCGACGACAGCUCAGUGCUGCGGAGUGCGGCGCAGAAGUAAAACGGGAGAGGAUAGAAGAAAGGAUAGAACAGUUGGAGAAGAAAGUGAGAGAAGAGAAGGAAGCUGCCAGUAAGCCCAUCGACGCUACGACAGACAACAGGCUGAAGAAGCUGUUGGCCAAUGAAGAGGAGCUGAAGUCCCGAGUGUCGGAGCUGGAGAGGAGGGAGGCUGCGUAUCUGGAGAUGUUGGCGCAGGCAGAUGACAUGUGGGCGGAGAUGGAGGGAGGAUACAAGAAGAAGAUCCAGGAGUCACACGCCACAGAGACACAUCUCAAAGGAAUGAUAAAGAAACUGGAGAACGAGAAAGAUCAGAACAAGAAGAUGUUGGAGCCGAUGAAGAAGAAGUUGAGAGAAGUUGAGGAGUCGGAGUCAAUGAUGCGGAUAGCGCUGGAGAAGGCGGAGAGAGAUGCCAAAGUCCUCAGAUCUCAGAACUCCAACCUCACAGCUAUGUACAGUAAGGCUGAAGCUGAUGCUAAGAAGUCUGAAGCCGCUUUCAGAGCUCUUGAUGCUAAGUUCAAGAGAGAAAUAGAUCAACUGCGCAAAAUGAACAAGCAGUUGGACGAAGAUCUGAAGAGUCACAGAGAAGUGUCGCGAAAGUCCGAGGUCAGCUUCAUCACAGAUCUGGACUGCAUCAGGAAAGAACUGAACAGAGCUUGCAAGAACAAUCAAGAACUUGAAGUGACCAAUAGUGAAUUAAGAGAGGAGGUGGAAUCUCUGGAAAAGCAGCUAACUUUGACACAGAAAGCUCUCAGUCAAUGCAAGAGGAAAUGUGAUGAAAAACUAAAGACGUUAAGCCACGAACUAUCAAUUAAGACAGAAGAACUUGAAGAGAUGAGAAGUGAAUCUAUGCGACAAUUUCACGCAUCUAGAGUUGAUCUGAAACCAGAAAGAACUGAGUAUGUGGACGAAGGCUACUCUAUAUAUAAUGCUGUACCAAAGAAGACUGAUUACGGAAGAAUGCAUCACAGCAUGAGUUUUAUAACGUCAGAAUCGCGUUGUAGUUGUCCCACAAUGAGGAGUCAACUGGUCGGACAAUUGAUUGAAGAUUUAUUUGAUAGAAUGCAUAAUACUACAGAUGAUGAUCUGAGUAGACUAUGUGAGGAGAUAGGAUCUACUGAAGUCACUCCGGAAACAAAGUCCAAGAUCACCAACUACCUUCUGAUGGCCAUCUCCAAGGAACUCAUCAGAUCGAUUGGAGACGCGGAUGCGAAGACUGAAACAGAGGAAUGGAGGCGAGGCUUGUCUUCUCAGUCUGGUUGUGGGCGGGGCGGUGUGGGCGGGGCGGGGGGCGUGUCCGGGGGCAAUGUGGGCGUGGUGCGUGGCGCGGCGCGAUUGGCCAGCGUGAGCUGUGCGUGCGCGGCCGCACGACUCUGCGCCGCUGCGCCCGCGCUCGCAGAAACUGUCAACAUCUGUCAGGAGGAAGUUUUAGAGCAUGGAGACGUUAAGAUAAUGGAGGAGCAACUAGCAAACGCCAUUGAAAGUAUUGUUAAUUGUCCGUCCUGUGCGCUUGGUACAAACUCCAUAGUUUGGAGUACGGACGUAUAGAGUCAGUAGUACUUCUUGUUGUGUGUUUACCUCCACCGACCUCAAUCUGGUGCCUUCGUAGUUUAGCAAGUUAUUAACAUGUAUAUACUCUGUACAAUAAGUUAACUCUACGUCAAUAUCG
Papilio machaon (common yellow swallowtail) is the source of this 4563-nucleotide messenger RNA. RefSeq names its product myosin-2 (gene Pif1A). NCBI's taxonomy places the organism in Eukaryota, Metazoa, Arthropoda, Insecta, Lepidoptera, Papilionidae. The record is from RefSeq and is a predicted model, not a curated record. The coding region runs from base 411 to 4442 and encodes 1343 amino acids. The transcript is spliced from 23 exons.